This is a messenger RNA of Symbiodinium sp. CCMP2592, 531 nucleotides long. The record is from the annotation of a GenBank genome assembly. Lineage: Eukaryota; Dinophyceae; Suessiales; Symbiodiniaceae.
AUGGCUUCGCCUGGGCCCUUAAAAGUACAGCUAGGGGACCGUCCCAGCGAUCUGUGUGCGGGGCUGCUGCACGGCCUAGCCAACUGGCUCGGGGCGACGCCCAUCCUCGUUCGGGGGUCAGAUCGGGGGCUUCGGCGCGAGAAGGUCUUCAUGCGGGAGCUCGGGCGUGUUCUUGGCGUCGCCCCCAUCUUCCUGCAGCUGCAGGAAGACGGACGCGACGUCGCGGAAGCAGCGGCUUCGUCUGCGUUUGUGCACGUGCACUUCGUGCAGCCAGCGCUAACUCCGCUGGAAUGGGUCGUCACCGUUGACGUCUAUCUCGAGCGUGGGGACGAGGACGAGGCCUUGGCAGUGCUCAUGCACCACGAGGUGCCGGAGCUAGCAAAUGAGAUCUGGGAUGAUACGCUGCGUAUCAUCGCCCGGCACCACCAUUCCGUUCUCAUCAUGCUGAUCAUGCGAGGAUGCCUUGCCGUCGAUCAUCGGCUCCCGGUGGAAGAUUUCUCUUCCUGGCGUGCUCCGCUUCUGUCGCUGGCC